ACCCUCUCGCCCUCUCUUUGCAAUUAAACCAGGUUUUUCUUUUAGCCCAGCUGUCAAAACGGUCCCCAAACGAAGUGGAAGAAAAGCAGAUUUUGGCCCAAAAAACUAUCAACUUUAAAGGUCCAAGCAUACCCUCUGAGAGUGCCGCCAUCGAGCAUAUGCCCUGGAACAGUCGCUGUGUGAAGGGUAAGGGCAGAACGAGGUGGUGCAAGGUUGUGUUAGCAUGUUGCUGCUCAAGGAACUGAUGCGUCUGGCCACGCAGCAUCGCACCUUCUACUGCUAUGUGCUGCUCAGCAUUUGGAUUUUCCUACUCAUAGCGGGCAUGUACCGCUAUAUGGGAAGUAUGGAGAGCAGUUCUGGUGCUGGCGCUGGCUUUGGCCCCAGCUCGGGCACAAUCAGUUCCUUGGGUGACAACUCCGCCUCGUCGUAUGCUCAGCGCUUUGCCAAGUAUCGGGAGCGUUGUGCACCGCUGGCACAGCUGCAGCGUCUGGAUGAUGGCGGCAUCUUGGAGGGUUGGAAGCUGCAGGGCGUGCUGCUGGUCAUACGUCACGGGGAUCGUGGACCCAUGUCGCAUGUGCGCACCACUGGCAUCAAUUGUGGCGUGGCUGGGGGCACUGAUAACCUGGUCAACAGAUAUCGCAGUUUUCUGCACAAUUCGAGCAGCUCGGCUUCGGGCUCGAAUCACAUGUACUGGAACAAGGUGGGACCCUUUCAUGGCUUUCCGCUGCUGCCAGCCACCGAGCGUGGCUGUCCAUUGGGGCAGCUUACCUACAAGGGCAUCUCUCAAUUGCUGCAUGUGGGCGACAUUAUGCAUCAGGUGUAUGCACAUCCGUUGGGGCUGCUGCUUAAGCCGCCACUCAGUCGAGGUGGCACGGAGACUACACCGCACACGCUCCUCAAUUCGGAUGAGGUGGUGGUCUACACUACACGCUAUCGUCGCACCUUUCAGUCCGCUUUGGCCAUGCUGUUCACCCUGCUGCCGGCGGACAAGUGGCUGGGCCUAAACGUGCGCGAAUCCCACAGCAUGGCCUUCUGCUUUGGGGAGUGCACCUGUGCCCAGUCGGCGCUGUUGCGCAAACGACUGCAGGCCAUGGGCGAUGUGCAGCUGUUGAGGCAAACGGAUGUGCUGGAGGCAAUGCAAUGGAUUGGCGGCACCUUGUUGCAGCAUACACCGAAUGGCAUCACCAAUCCCUUUGAAGUUGUCGACGCUAUGCUGACGGUGCUGUGCCACGAGGCGGCGCUGCCUUGUCGGCACAAGAAACGCAGUCCGACGGCCAGGCCAGCGCGAAAGAAUCCAAAUCAGGAGCUGGUGGAUGUCAUCAACAUUGAUCAGGAUGAGACGGCAACCAAUCUGCAGCCAGAGGCAAACAAUGGCAUCGUGGAACCAGAAUCGAAUGAGGCGGACAAUGGCAAUCCCUCAUCGCCACAGGGAGAGGCGGAUCAUCAAGAGGGUUGCGUGGAGGCGACCCAUGUGGACACCCUGAUGUCCUUUGCCGAUGAUCUGUCCAAGCGUUCCGCGGAUCAUGCCUACUACAAGCUGUCCGGCCUGCUGCGAUCCUAUGGCAUGAUACGGCACAUCGUCAGCUACAUGCUCAAGAUGAUAUCCGGAGAUCGAACCAAGUUUGUCCUUUACUCCGGCCACGACUGCACCAUGCAGUAUCUGACAGCGGCGCUGGGUAUCGCCAAUAGCCAGGGCCAGACCAUUGCGUACGCCUCGCGGUUGGCCUUCGAGGUGUACCGCAGCGAGGCGCACACAGACUACUACUUUCGGGUCGUCUACAAUGGGCGGGAUGUUACGCAGCAGAUUGACUUUUGCGAGGGUGGCAAGAGUCUGCGUGUCACCCGCGACUCGAGGGGCAACAAGGCGGAUCUGUGUCCCAUCGAGAAUAUUAUUCGCUUUCUGCACGAGGACUACUUUGCCCCGCUGAAUGCCACCAACUUUAAGGAAGCCUGUGGCACCACCAAUCCACCAAAGGCAAAUGAGUUCUAGGCCCAACGAUUGAGGAGUCUCCCACGCACUUUUGAAACUGUGAUACGUAGUUAAGAUGCCCAGAAAUAAGCAGCAGAAAGUCCCAUUCCAGUCACAUAAUUUACACAUGCAAAACGACCGCAGCACCCUGCGAUGUUAUCUAUCUAAUGUUAGACGAAUUUUUAGUUAUUGAAAGAUAAUUAUUGUUGAUCCUGAAAGUCGAAAUCGAUACAUAUCAGAAAUCGUGAAUUUGAAGCUCUCUCUUAGCUAAAUCCAAUGCAUAUCAGCGUGUGAGCGUUUUUCCUAGACCUAAGUCCAAAUCGUAAGCAUAUCAAGCGAACGUUUUAAGUUAAUUAUACAAUAAAAAGGGGAAGGAGGAGAAGGCCUAAAUGUU
Molecule: messenger RNA, 2363 nt
Organism: Drosophila guanche
Lineage: Eukaryota; Metazoa; Arthropoda; Insecta; Diptera; Drosophilidae
Product: 2-phosphoxylose phosphatase 1
Exons: 4
Coding region: 224-1990 (588 amino acids)
Biological process (GO): dephosphorylation
Molecular function (GO): phosphatase activity
Source: RefSeq, a predicted model, not a curated record